GACUGUAGAACAUGAUGAAGCCGCAGACUGUUCUCCUGUUGCUCUGUCUAUUCAGGACAAGCUUUGCCCUUCCAGUGCAGAUUGGAAUUAUUGCAAGCAACAGCAAUGAGAUCCUAAGACUGAAUGGACUGACUCUUGCAGCACUUGGACAAACACAGGGGUCUUCCCUAUUACCUCAGUUUGUGCUGCAGCAGCAGCAGCCUGAGGUGCUGCUCACACCACAGGUGGUGAACUUGAACCCUCAAGUGGCCAGUCCCUACGGUCCCCAGGGGCCCCAGCUGUUUUUCCCCAACCAAGGCAACCAGCUCACGCCUGUGAUUAUCCCCAACGGCCAGCAAGAGCAGCUUGGACCUCCACAGGACCCCAAUGCUCCUAAUGUCCCACAGCAGGCCCAAAACCCUGUCCAGAUGUUUCCACAAUUCCAUUACCAGCCUUACGGAUUUCCUCAGUUUCACAGACAGCAGGGCUUCCCUUACUUUGUGCCGUCUUACGGCUAUCCCCAGCAGAGGAACCCUGUGGUGCUUCAGCCCAACAACGGUCAGCAGAAGCUGGAGAGGGCCACACAGAGACCACAGCUUCCCCUGCAGCAGGCCUCCCAGCCUAAGGUGCAAACAGAAAGAAAAGAGUCUACUACAAUUCCUCCUGAUCCUCGUGGCGACGCAUCUGGUCCAGGGGUUGAUGAGGGUCACUCCAACUUCCCCUUCCUGUUCGAGCCCUAG
Molecule: messenger RNA, 719 nt
Organism: Centropristis striata (black sea bass)
Lineage: Eukaryota; Metazoa; Chordata; Actinopteri; Perciformes; Serranidae
Gene: odam
Product: odontogenic, ameloblast associated
Exons: 9
Coding region: 12-719 (235 amino acids)
Source: RefSeq, a predicted model, not a curated record